GAGAACCCUCGACUUGCAAAGCUAUUCCUGUGUAAUACCAGUCUACAUGUAUCUCGCUAAGAAACUUGGCACGAUAAAAGGUACACAAGCAGGCUCGAGGACCACGCAUCCCAUUACAUAGGGUGUACUGGUUAAGAAUUGUCGCAGCAGAUAUCAUGCCUAUUUACCAGCCAAUUCAGGGGUGCAAAUGUAUGUACAUUUUGCCUCUAUUAUGGCUGCAACAAGAAUUAAUCCAGCCACUGUGGAGAUCAAAUCUGGGGGUGCUAUGAGUGAGGGUGUGACUACUAGAAACGCGAGUUUACGAACCUUGCCAUAUUUUUGUCAAGUCUGUCAUUGUCAAGUCUGUCAUUGUCAAGGCCUGCCAUUGUCAAGGUCUGUCAUUGUCAAGGCCUGUGAUUGUCAAGGCCUGCCAUUGUCAAGGCCUGCCAUUGUCAAGGCCUGCCAUUGUCAAGGCCAAUUCCCUCCCCAUCCACGGUCCGUAAACACAAGAGAAGAAGAAGCCAUGUCAUUGCCCUGCGCAGCAUUUACAACCAGACGAGGCAUUCACAGAGGGAGAACCAAGCGUUACCAACACCCCCAAGGGCGCACCCCCAAGGGCGCGCCCUCAAUUCCAGUCUAUUCCCCAGCUCGCCGUCUGCUACGCCAGUCACGGCAUGCAGCCCGAUAGCGAUAAGAAGAGCCGCACAUCUACACAACGCUAUCAAUAACGCCCCCGCUCCACCGUCUCA
Molecule: messenger RNA, 728 nt
Organism: Didymella exigua CBS 183.55
Lineage: Eukaryota; Fungi; Ascomycota; Dothideomycetes; Pleosporales; Didymellaceae
Exons: 2
Coding region: 188-667 (159 amino acids)
Source: RefSeq, a predicted model, not a curated record